Molecule: messenger RNA, 627 nt
Organism: Galeopterus variegatus (Sunda flying lemur)
Lineage: Eukaryota; Metazoa; Chordata; Mammalia; Dermoptera; Cynocephalidae
Product: olfactory receptor 1038-like
Exons: 2
Coding region: 1-627 (208 amino acids)
Biological process (GO): G protein-coupled receptor signaling pathway; sensory perception of smell
Cellular component (GO): membrane
Molecular function (GO): olfactory receptor activity; odorant binding
Source: RefSeq, a predicted model, not a curated record
AUGUCAAAAAGAGUCUGCAUUCAGUUAGUGGCAAUCCCAUAUACAUACAGCUUUCUUGUUGCCCUGUUCCACACCAUCAUCACUUUCCAUCUGACUUACUGUGGCCCCAAUGUAAUUAACCAUUUCUACUGUGAUGACCUCCCUCUCUUAGCUCUGUCCUGCUCAGACACACACAUGAAGGAAAUUCUGAUUUUUGCCUUUGCUGGUUUUGACAUGAUCUGUUCCUCUUCCAUAGUCCUCACCUCCUACAUCUUUAUCAUUGCCGCCAUCCUAAGGAUCCACUCUGCUCAGGGAAGACGCAAGGCCAUUUCCACCUGUGGCUCGCAUAUGGUGACUGUUACUAUUUUCUAUGGCACAUUGAUCUUUAUGUACCUACAGCCCAAAUCAAACCACUCCCUGGACACAGAUAAAAUGGCUUCUGUAUUUUAUACAGUGGUGAUCCCCAUGUUGAACCCCAUAAUCUAUAGUCUAAGGAAUAAAGAGGUGAAAGAUGCCUCAAAGAAAAUCUUGGAUAAAGACUUAACAGAUAAGAAUGAUGUUUCUAUUUAUCACACUUUGUCUUGGGAGUAUGUGGGAGCACAUAGGCUUGACAAAGAACAGGGAGUACAGCAAGGGCAAAAGUCCUGA